UCAGAGCCUUCCUUUUUUCCCUUUUUUUUUUUGCUUCUCUUAUUUCUCUCUCUUCAAUCCAUUGGAGGACUUUCCAAAUAAUGGUAUCUUGUCUGCAACCCCUCUUCAAGCUCUGUCAGUAAUAAACCUCAAAAGCUACCAAUACAAAUUUAAACCCAACAUCAGAUAAGGAAAAAGAAAAAAAGAAAAAACCCAUUGAAGAAACAGAUCUUCCAUUGUAAAGUGAAGAUCAUGACAAGGAAGAAAAUUCAGAUCAAGAAGAUUGACAACAUAGCUGCAAGACAAGUAGCAUUUUCCAAGAGAAGAAAAGGGCUUUUCAAGAAGGCUAAAGAACUUGCAAUUCUCUGUGAUGCUGAGAUUGGCCUUCUUGUUUUUUCUGCUUCUGGGAAGCUCUUUGAUUAUGCAAGUUCAAGCAUCCAGGAGAUACUUGAGAGGCAUAAUAGUGUCCAUUCAGAGAACCUUCCCAAUUUGAAUGAACCAUCAGUUGAGUUGCAGCUCGAGAGCAAUAUUCGAGCGAAGUUGAAUGAAGAAGUCGAAAAAAAGAGCCAUGAACUAAGGCAAAUGAAAGGAGAGGAGCUUCAAGGUUUGGGGAUGGAAGAACUUAAGAAAUUAGAGAAAUCUCUUCAAGGAGGACUCAGUCGUGUUGCUGAAAUUAUGGAUGGAAAAAAUACUGAUUUGCUCAGCGAUAUUGGAAGGAAGGUUGAUUUGCUGAUAGAAGAAAACAAGAGAUUGAACCAGCUUGAAGUGGACAAAUUGGGAGAGCAAAUAAUGCAGAACAUACAAGGACAUUCUUCUGAGUCUAUAGGGAAUAAUUCAACUUCAUCAAAUAACCCUUCUCAAGAUUAUGACAGCUCUGACACUUCUCUCAAACUGGGAUUGCCAUUGCUUGAUUUUUGAAUUAUAUGGCUGAAGAUUGGCAUCUGAAUCAACCCAAAAGAUCAGCAAUUUACCAUUUGGAAAAGAGUUCAUUUGGUAUAUAUAUAUAUAUAGAGUCUGAAAAAAAAAAAAGAAUGAUAAAUAAGGUAGGAUUAAGUGAGCAUGUAUAUGAAAUUAUGCAAUAAAUUAGGUUGAAUGAUAUAUAUGUGUAGAACACAAUUACUAAAAUUAAAUUUGCUUGAAUUUGUUGCAUUUUGGAUCAUACCAUAAAUUGCUAUGCCUUUCCAAGCACACCUAUAAGGUUGUAGUAAUUAAUUAAGAGACACUCCCAAUGUAAUUCAAUUUAAGUGCC
This is a messenger RNA of Cucumis sativus (cucumber), 1228 nucleotides long. RefSeq names its product MADS-box protein SVP. The transcript has 9 exons. Gene Ontology annotation, cellular component: nucleus. Gene Ontology annotation, biological process: positive regulation of transcription by RNA polymerase II. The coding region runs from base 232 to 897 and encodes 221 amino acids. Gene Ontology annotation, molecular function: DNA-binding transcription factor activity, RNA polymerase II-specific; RNA polymerase II cis-regulatory region sequence-specific DNA binding; protein dimerization activity. The record is from RefSeq and is a predicted model, not a curated record. Lineage: Eukaryota; Viridiplantae; Streptophyta; Magnoliopsida; Cucurbitales; Cucurbitaceae.